AUUAGAUCUCUUUUUCAAGGGAGACCUGAUAAAACUGAUAAAAACAGAUACAAAUGUUGAGUUGGGUGCAACUUUACUGUUUUAAAUUCAGUCACAUCCAGUAAACAACAUCAAAAUAUAUACCAAAUAAAAUCAAUUAAAAUAAUGAGGCAUCCUCAUUUCUUUUUUACAAAAACUAGUAGUAAUGAGUAUUAUUGAUCUAGUGAUUGAUUGAAGUUCAGUUGCUUUGUUUUAUAGUUGUUUAGAAAUCCAGACUUGAUCAAAGUGCAAAACAUUCAAGAAAUUAGAGGAAAAAAAAUACAUAAUCAAAAAUAUAAUACUCUUUUACAUGAAAAACUUUUUACACAUUAUGACAAAGAUAGGGACUCAAUAUGCCUGUUUGGUGGCACUGAAAACAGCUUUAAUCAAAUCUCCUCUUUGAAAACCAUCAACUAAGAUUUCUCAUUUCUGGUUAUUAUCUCCAAGUGUUUCUUCAAGUUCUUAUAUGUCAAAAUAGGAGAGUAACUCAUAUUGGGUUUGGCAGUUUUUUUUCUUCCCUCUGACAUAAAGAUUUACCUCAGAGGUGAUGAACUAUGGCUGUGCACCCUCUUUGUGUUUGCAUGAAUCAGUGUGAGUCUGUGUGUUAACCCCUCUGCUGCUCACACAACAAAACAAUGGUGUCCAAAGCAAAGUGCUGACAUGAGCCCAGGCGUUCCUGCUGCCCGGCCCCCAACACCCGUAGGUGUAUAUAUACCCCUAUAUGCAAAGUCUCUGCAAACGGUUCAGUGGACACCCUGCGACACACAGCUCACCGGUUUGGGUACUGCUGAAAAAGAAGACAACAUGGCUCUGACAAACCCCAUGCCCAUGGGCCCCUGGAAGAUUACCGUGUACGAUCAGGAGUACUUCCAGGGCAGGCGUAUGGAGUUCACUGCCUGCUGCCAGAACAUCAUGGAGUGUGGGAUGGAGAACAUUCGCUCCCUGAAGGUCGAGUGUGGAGCCUGGGUGGGGUACGAGCACUCCAGCUUCUGCGGGCAGCAGUUCGUCCUGGAGAAGGGGGACUACCCUCGCUUCGAGGCCUACAGCGGCAGCAACUCCUAUCGCAUUGAGAGGAUGCUGUCUUUCAGGCCCAUCUGCUGCGCUAACCAGAAAGAGUGCCGCAUGACUAUCUACCAGAUGGAGAACAUGAUGGGUCAUCAGUUUGAGCUGUGUGAUGAUUACCCAUCUCUGCAGGGCAUGGGCUGGAUGUGCAAUGAGGUGGGAUCCAUGAUGGUCCACUGCGGCGCCUUUGUGUGCUACCAGUACCCCGGUUACCGUGGCCACCAGUACAUCAUGGAGUGCGACUGCCGCGGAGGAGAGUACAAGUGUUACCGUGAGUUUGGCUCCCACGCCCAGACUCCCCAGAUUCAGUCUAUCAGGAGGAUCCAGCACUGAGAGGGAGGUGCUUCUCUCGCUCCUCAUUACCUCCUUCCUUUCUCGCCUCCUGCACUUCGAUCCUCCUCCUCUCCUGCAACCAUCAUCUCCCCAGCUUUGCUGGUCCAGUUAGUCAAAGCAGGAUCCUGGACUGGUCUUCAGGCUCGUACUGACGUCAAUGGGUCCCUGCACCUUUGCUUUUUUCUCUCAUUUUUUUUAAAGAAAAUAUCAUUUGGAAAAGGAAAAAACGAUUUAAAAAAGACAGGGAUGAAAAAGUUGAAAAAGAAACAGCACCUCUGCUCCUUCUUUGCUCUUUUUUAUCUCCAACCAUUGAUGACAUCAUUUUCAUCGUCCUUGUCCGCUGCAUCAAUACGACCACCCCGCUCCUGUUACUGUGAUACACAUGACUGCCUGUGUUCAAGACGAUGAAUAAAGAGAACGAACAAAGAGACAGAAAUAUUCACGAUAUCCACAUGUA
Molecule: messenger RNA, 1870 nt
Organism: Oryzias melastigma (Indian medaka)
Lineage: Eukaryota; Metazoa; Chordata; Actinopteri; Beloniformes; Adrianichthyidae
Product: beta-crystallin A1
Exons: 6
Coding region: 679-1413 (244 amino acids)
Biological process (GO): lens development in camera-type eye; visual perception
Molecular function (GO): structural constituent of eye lens
Source: RefSeq, a predicted model, not a curated record